Molecule: messenger RNA, 16601 nt
Organism: Salvelinus sp. IW2-2015
Lineage: Eukaryota; Metazoa; Chordata; Actinopteri; Salmoniformes; Salmonidae
Source: RefSeq, a predicted model, not a curated record
AUGCAUCACUGUGUCCUAUUGGAGAAGUUGCAGAUGCUGUUGAGAGAGAGCCAGACCCAGCUACUGGUGGUGAAGGGUCUGGAGGAUGUGGAGGUGUGUGAGAGCGAGGGUUGCUCCUUCGAGGUGACCCUCAACCUGUCCUACAUAGAUGGCACGUGGACCAAGGACGGGGUCAAGCUCAAGUCCAAGCCUACCUCCAGAGACAUCCAGAUCGUGAAGGAAUUGGAAGAUGAGGAAGUGACUGAGAGGCAGAGUGUGACCUUCCAAUGCGAGGUCAACUAUGACAAUGUGGACGGGCGCUGGUACAGAGACAACACCAGGAUCAAACACGGAGACAACGUCAAGAUCAGACAUGAGGGUCAAACUCACACCAUGUSCUUCAAGUCUGUAAGGCCAGCAAAUGCUGGGGAGAUCAAGUUCACUGCAGACAGGGUCUCGUCCUAUGCAAUUCUCACAGUAAAAGAGCUGCCUGUGCAGAUAGUGAAGCCUCUGAGAGUGAAGAUUGCUAUGUACAAACACAAAGGCCUGCUGGAGUGCCAAGUGUCACGGGCCAACGCCCAGGUCAGGUGGUUCAAGAACAGGAAUGAGAUCCAGCCCAGCCAGAAGCACCAGAUCGUCAGCGAUGACAUCUACAGGCAGCUCCACAUCGACGACGUGGCCUCAUCUGAUGAGGACACCUACACCUGUGAUGCUGGUGAUGACAAGACAUCCUGUCAGCUGUUAGUGGAGGAGCAGGCUAUCAGCAUAGUGCGGGGACUGAGGUCCCUGGAGGUUACAGAGCCCAGGGAGGCCCUGUUCCAGGUGGAGAUCAGCCUGCGGGUGGGGAGACCUCCCAAGUGGACCCUGGAUGGAGAGGUCCUGAUGGAGGGGCCUAGAGUGAGCAUAGACCGGGAAGGUACCAUGCACACCCUCUGCUUCAGCAGCACAGACAGCUCUAUGACAGGCCCCGUGCAGUUCAACGCCGGGAAGAGCCGCUCUGCCGCACAGCUCACUGUGAAGGAGCGCCCUCUAAAGGUGGUCCACCCCAUGCCAGACGUGGAGGCUAAAGAGAACAGCUCAGUCACACUGAGCUGUCAAUUUGCCCCCUCCCCCAGGGUGGUACGCUGGUACAGGGGCCGCACCGCCCUGCAGACGUCCAGCAAGUACAGCAUGAGGACGGAGAAGAGCCAGGCAGAGCUGACCAUCCAGGGUCUCAAGGAGACCGACACCGGCCAGUACAGCUGCAUGGCUGGAGGGUCAAAGAGCACGGCUAAGGUCACUGUGGAGGUGCGAAGGCUAAAGAUCAUAAGMCACCUGGAGCACGUGGAAGUGGAGGAGGAUAGUAACGCCACGUUCACCUGUGAGCUCAACUAUGUGGUCGCCAAUGUGCAGUGGCUCCUGAACGACAACCGUCUUAACGCCACCUCCGUCACCAGGAUCCAAAACAUGGGCACCAUCCACAGCCUCACCAUCAAAAUGCUCCGCCCCCAGGAUAGCAGAGUCACGUUCCAAGCCGGCCUGCUCACCGAGUCCACCUCCCUCAAGGUCAAAGAAAAGCCAGCGGUGUUCRUGAGGUCUCUAGAAGACAUGUCAGGGGAGGAGGAGGGGAAGGUGUGUCUGCAGUGUGAGACCUCUAAGGAAAUGGUCACCCCCAUCUGGAGGAAGGAUGGUACGGUCCUGGCCAYCAGUGACAAACAUGAGCUGCUCAAGUUUGGGAAGUCCUUAGCGCUCAUCAUCCACAGUCUGAGUAAGGAUGAUGCAGGCCACUAUAGCUGUGACCUGGGCACCAGCCAGACCAAGGCCAAGGUCACAAUACAUGACCUUCACAUCACCAUUGCCCAGCGUAUGAAGACGGCCUCUGUUCUGGAGGGCGAGAGCUGCAGUUUCGAGUGCGUCCUCUCUCAUGAUGUCAUCGACGAGUCCUCCUGGACCCUGAACGGUCAACUUGUGGUCAGCAACAGCCGCAUCCAGAGCGUAAACAAGGGCCGCAAGUACAAGAUGACAAUCAGAGAUGCAACCUUGACUGACGCCGGGGACGUUGUCUUCUUCAUCAAAGACCUCAGCUGCAGGACCAUGCUAUUUGUCAAAGAGAAGCCAGUGCAUGUGUUCAGGGACAUGACGAACGUCAAAGCCACCCCAGGGGAGGAUGCUGAGCUGAGCUGUGAGAUCACCAAGCCUGAGGCCUUCAUACGCUGGCUGAAGAACGGCCAMCAGAUCAGGCACAGCCCCCCCAAGUACGAGAUCAGUGUYGAGGACCACCUGGUACGGCUGGUGAUCACAAACACCUGCAUCAGAGACUCUGGAGAGUACUGCUGUGAGGCUGACGGCAUCGCCACCCGGGCCAAGCUGGAGGUCAGAGAGCUGCAGCACAUGUUUGCACGUGAGCUGCGGGAGGCACGGGCCGAGGAGAAGAGCAAGGUGACGCUGGAGUGCGAGACGAGGUUGCCGGCCAAGCGGGUGACCUGGUUGAAGGGCAUGGCGGAGCUCCGGGCGGGCAAGAAGUAUGUGAUGAAGCAGAAGGGCGUGGCCCUCUCCCUCACAAUCAGCUGCCUGGACAAGGGUGACACGGAUGUGUACAUCUGCGACGUUGGCACCAUGCAGAGCCGGGCGCUACUGACCGUACAUGGUCAGAAGGUUUUGAUCAUGGAUGAGUUGGAGGACGUUGAGUGUCUGGAGAAUGACACGGUGAUGUUCAGGUGCCGUAUCUGUCCCAGCGACUAUGUUGGGGUCAAGUGGUACCUGGAUGAGACCUUACUGUACACCAACAAGCUGAAUGAGAUCCAGGUGGUCCCGGGGGGAUACCACAGUUUAACCUUCAAACAGCUGGCCCAUAAAGACUCGGGCACCAUCUCCUUCGAGGCAGGUGACAAGAGGUCCUACGCCUCAUUGCUUGUUAGAGAGAGACGUCCCACCAUUACCAAAGCAUUGGAGGACUGUGAGGCCAUUGAGGGAGGCGGUUUGGUGCUGGUGUGUAUCACCUCUAAGCCAUGCCACAUUCUGUGGUACAAAGAUGGCUGCCUGAUGUGGAGCUCCUCGAGGUACUACGUCAGUCGCUCAGGUAAUGAGGCCAGGCUGACCAUCAGGGAGGUCAGUAACAGCGAUGCUGGGGUGUAUGAGUGCAGCGCUGGGUCGGUCAGCACCAAGGCCGUCGUCACUGUGAAAGCCAUCCCAGCUGAGUUUACCCAGCAGCUGCAGAGCAUGGAGGUGAAGGAGGGGGAGGAUGUGACCCUGUCCUGUCAGUUCUCCCUGCCGGGGGUUGCGUUCCACUGGAGGAGGGGCUUGGAGAACCUCAGGGCUGGAGAGAGGUACCUGAUAAAGCAGAAGAAGUCCCUCAUCUCUCUGACCAUCACCGGCCCGAAGCCAGAAGACUCAGGAGACUACACUUGUCAGUGUCGAGACCACAGAACCACAGCCACCCUCAAAGUCCACGCUAUCCCCAUAUCCUUCAAACAACAGUUGAAGAAUGUUCAGGCUGAGGAGGGCAACAGUUUCACAUUGCGCUGUGAGCUCUCCAAACCAGGAGUCCCUGUAGAGUGGAAGAAAGGAGAGGAGCCGGUGAGGCAUGAAAUGAAGUUUCAGAUAAGGAAGAGGGAGACCAUAUCGGAGCUUCAGAUAUGGAAAGCUGUGCCAGAAGACAGUGGAGUCUACAGCUGCCAGUGUGCAGACCAAAAGACCACGGCCACCGUCAAAAUCAGCGCCCUGCCCGUUACCUUCAAAAAAAAGCUGAGGAACGCACAGGUUGAGGAGGGGAACAAUUUGGUGUUACACUGUGAGCUCUCUAAACCAGGAGUCCCUGUAGAAUGGAUGAUGGGAGGAGAGGAGCUGCUGAACAACGGAGAGAAGUUUCAGAUAAAGCAGAGAGAGUUGGUGAAUGAACUGAAGAUUCUGGAUGCGAAACCUGAAGACAGCAAUAUCUACACCUGCGUUUGUGGCAAUGUGGAGACCACAGCCGGUGUUACUGUCACGGCAAUUCCAGUCACUUUCAAGCAAAAGCUGAGGAAUCUGCAGACUGAGGAAGGGAUCACCAUCAGCCUGCACUGUGAGCUGUCUAAAUCAGGGGUCCCUGUGGAGUGGAGGCUGGGAGGACAGAUGAUACUGCAAAAUGGAGACAAGUAUCAGAUGAAGCAGAGAGGCUUGGCACUGGAGCUCAUCAUCAGGGAGGCUCUGCCUGGGGACAGUGGAGUCUACAGUUGUGUGUGUCGAGAUCAGAAGACAAAGGCCACAGUCAAAGUCCUUGCUGUACCCGCCACCUUCAGAGUGGGUCUGAAGAACCAGGAUGCCCCAGAGAAGGGCAACGUGACCCUGCGCUGUGAGCUGUCUAAGUCUGGUGUCCCGGUGGAGUGGUGGAGGGGGGAGACAGAACUGUCCCAGGACCUGUCAGGGGGAAAGUACCAGAUCAAAUUGGAGGGGAGGAUCGCUGAGAUGACCAUUACCAACGUGCAACCGGAGGACAUAGGAAAAUACAGCUGUGUCACUGGAGACCAGAAGACCACCGCUGUAGUUAAAGUGCAAGCUCUCCCUGUGACGUUCAAGCGCCAGCUCCAGAACGCGAUGAUCAAAGAGGGGGACAGUGGGGAGUUCUGGUGUGAGCUCUCCAAGCCUAGAGCCCCAGUGGACUGGAGGAAGGGGAGAGUCAUCCUGAAGUCUGGAGACAAAUAUGAGAUGAAGCAGGAGGGACGCAUCACUAAACUGCUCAUUCAUAACGUGGAGGAGAGUGACACUGGGAAAUACACCUGCAAGACUAAAGACGCCCAGUCAACUGCUGAGCUGACUGUGAUGGGCCUACCCCCCACUUUCAAAGAACAGCUGAGAAACAUGGAAGUUGAGGAGGGUAAGACUGUGACACUACGCUGUGAGCUGUCAAAACCUGCAGCCUCAGUUGAGUGGAAGAGGGGAGCAGAGCUGUUGAAGAAUGUAGACAAGUGCCAGAUAAGGAAGAAAGAUUUACUGGUGGAAUUGAAGAUUAUCGAUGCGAAUCUGGAAGACAGUGGCGUUUACACCUGUAUUUGUGGUGAACAAAAGACUACAGCCACUGUUACAAUAAAUGUUCGCCCCGUCACAUUUAUAGAAGAGCUGAGGAACUUUCAGGUUGAGGAGGGCAACAAUGUGACGUUGCGCUGCGAGCUCUCUAAACCAGGGAUGUUGGUAGAAUGGAUGAGAGGAACAGAUCUGCUGCAGAARGGAGAGAAGUACCAGAUGAAGCAGAAAAACGCAACCUUGGAGCUGAUCAUCAGGAAAACCUUACCUGAAGACAGUGGAGUCUACAGCUGCGUGUUGGCAGACCAGAAAACGUUUUCCACCAUCAGUAUCACUGCCGUCCCAGUCACUUUCAAGCAGAAACUAAAGAACCAAGAGGCUCCGGAGGAGGGUAAUGUGACGUUGCGCUGCGAGCUGUCUAAAUCGGGAGUCUCUGUGGAAUGGCUGAAGGGAGAGGAGCUGCUGAGGGAAGGGAAGAGGUACCAGAUGAAACAGGAGGGGAGGACUGCUGAGAUGGUCAUCAGGAACGUGGUGCUGCAGGACGCUGGGGAGUAUAGCUGUGUCACCGCCUGCAAUGUUAGGACAGCAUCUGACAUCAAAGUUAGGGCCCUCCCUGUAACAUUCACACAAGAGGUCCAGAACGCGAUGAUCAAAGAGGGGGACAGUGGGAAGUUAUUUUGUGAGCUCUCCAAGCCUGGAGCCCCAGUGGACUGGAGAAAGGGGAGAGUCAUCCUGAAGUCUGGAGACAAAUAUGAGAUGAAGCAGGAGGGACGCAUCACUAAACUGCUCAUUCAUAACGUGGAGGAGAGUGACACUGGGAAAUACACCUGCAAGACUAAAGACGCCCAGUCAACUGCAGAACUGACCGUGAAGGCUCCUCCCAUCACGUUCAAGGUGAAGUUGAAGAACCAGGAAGUCGAGGAGGAGAACAGUGUGACGUUAUUCUGCGAGCUCUCUAAACCAGGACUGGCGGCAGAGUGGAGGAAGGGAGAGGAGCUGCUGAAGAAUGGAGUGAGGUACCAGAUAAGGAAGAGAGAGGCAACGAUGGAACUGACCAUCAGGAAAGCAGUGCUCGAGGACACCGGAUUCUACAGCUGUGUUUACGCAGAAGCCAAAACCACUGCCACUGUCAACAUCACUGCCAUACCUGUCACCUUCAAAAUGGGUCUUAAGAACCAGGAGGCUCCAGAGGGGGGCAUCGUGAACCUGCGCUGUGAGCUGUCUAAGGCUGGAGUCCCGGUGGAGUGGUGGAAAGGCAAGGAGGAGGUGAGCCCUGGAGGAAGGUACCAGAUGAAGCUGGAGGGAAAGGUAGCGYAGAUGCACAUCAGGAACAUCCAACCGGAGGACGUGGGGGAGUACAGCUGUAUAUUCGGAGAUCAGAAGACCACUGCUGAAGUCAACGUGAGAGCUGCUGCAUCAGUCUUCUUUGAGAAGGAGCUAGAGAGCAAGGUGGUGAUGGAGGGGACGUCAGUGGUCCUCUACUGUGAGGUCUCCAGCGUUACGGUCCCUGUCACCUGGAGGAAGGAAGCCUGCCUGGUCACAGACGGGGAGAGGUUCACUUUGAAGAAGAAAGGCCCUGUUCACACCCUGGAGAUCAGGAAGUUGAGUCUGGAGGACGCCGGGGAGUACAGCUGCAUCACCAGGGGAAAGAAGACCACAGCCAUGCUAGUUGUGAAAGAGCGUGUGAUGAUCUUGUCAGGACUGAAGGACAUGAAGAUCAUGGCCGGGCAGGAUGCAGUGUUUGUGUGCGAGCUGUCCCACAAGGAGGUAAGCGAGGGCGAGUGGUGGCUGGGCUCCAGCCUCCUGCAGAAGAACGAAAUGAACCAGAUGAGCUGCCUGGGCCACCAGCACCGCCUGGUCCUGACCAUGACCACGCCGGAGGAGACCGGGACUGUGGCCUUCGUGGUCGGGGAGGAAAAGACCUCCGCACAAUUGCUGGUGCUCCCCAAACCCAAAGUACUCAUUGAGAAGAAGCCUGGGGACAUCGUCAUCAUGGAAGGGGAGACGGCCACUUUAUCCUGUAUGACCUCUGACCUCUUUAGCCCUGUCACAUGGAGAAGGAACAGGAUGCCCCUCCUGAACGGAGAUAAGUAUGAGACUCGUAAGGAGGGCAAGCUCAACCUGCUGCUCAUCCAUGACACGGGACCAGGGGACUCUGGGAUAUACUCCUGUGACACUGGUGACAUGCAGAGCAGCGCCAAUCUGACUGUCAAUGAGCUGCCUCCAUACUUCGAGGAGGAGCUGCAUGCUGUGGAGGCUGAGGAGGGGGGCUCUGCCUUCCUGUCCUGUGAGCUGUCUAAGCCUGCGGUCCCAGUCCAGUGGAGGAAGGGCCGGCUACCUCUCAGGCCCAACAGGAAGUACAAGAUGAGGCAGGACGGCUGUGUGUUUCAGCUACACAUCCUGGAGCUGAAGAAGGAAGACAGUGGCAGCUACACGUGCCAGGCAGGUGGUGUGGAGACCACCGCCUCUGUGGCAGUAAAGCCUCCCUCAGACAAGACAGAUCCUCCCAAGACAAUUCCUCCCACAAAGGCUGCCUCUCACACUACUCCACCAGAAGAGGCCCGACUUGGCCCUCCAGAGCCAAAGAAACGGGGCAUGACCCGGUCAUCAAUUGUGGAGUCAGAGGAAGACCUGGAGCUUGAGGAAAAAGAGACAGUGGUAAACCCACAUAAGAAACAGUCAUUAAGGUCUUUGGGUAAGGAGACUAAGGUAGACCAGCAGGAGAAACAGAAAGUGAAACAGCCAGUAGGUAUGGUGAAGGAUACCAUAGCAGAAAAGACCCAGAAACAGCUAGUACCACCACUGAGGUCUAAAGGGAAGGAGGCAACUAUGGUGAAGGAUUCACAGAUGGACCAGAGCGAGAUAAAGCCAGUGAAACAGCCAGUCAGAGCUAUAGUGAUGGACACAGAGGAGAAAAAGUCUAUGGUGAAGAAGACUGAAAUAGACACGAGGGAGAAAAAGAUAUUGAAAGAGAUUGGGGUAGACCAGGUGGUGAAACAGCCAGUUCCACCAGCGAGACGGGCAUCUAUAGUGUCUGAUGCUGGGGUAGAGCAUGUAGGCAAAAAGCCAGUUCCACAUGCGACACGAGCUUCUGUUGUUUCAGUUUCAGAUGCUGGGGUAGACGAGGUGAGGAAACAGCCAGUUCCACCAGCGAGACGAGCAUCUGACAAACAGACAGUGAAGUUUAUGGUGAAGGAGACAGAGGUAGACCAGAGGGACAAACAGCCAGCAAGGUCUACAGUACAGGAGAUGGAAAAACACAAGAUUGCGGUGGAUGGUAACCAAGUCCAUAUCUCAGAGGAUGAGUCCUCCACUGAGGCCUCCACCCAGGUAAGAGUCAACCAGAAGACCAGCAAGCCUGUAGUUGCUGUAGCUGGAGUUCCCAAGGGGCUCCCGAUGACUAAGCAAGUUGACGAGACUGAACCUGACAUGGAAAUCAGUGUAGAGGACYAACCUGAGAUGCUGGAUGCCGCCAUCAAGAUCCAGGCAGCUUUCAAGGGAUACAAGACCCGCAAAGACAUGCGGCCAAUCUUCAAGCAGGUGUUCAAGAACCAGAACGUUGAGACCAACGGUACCAUCCAGCUAGCGUGCGUGGUGGAAGGGAAGUCCAACGCAGUACGCUGGCUGAAGAACGGCCAGCAGAUCAUAGGAGACCAACGCCACCGCAUGAGCACCUCAGAGGAGGGCGUCUGCACACUGGUGAUCAUCAACAUGUCAGCCAUAGACACUGGGGUCUAUACAUGUGAGGUGGUCAACAAGUUUGGUGUGACCUCAUAUAAUGGCAACAUUACUGUGGGUCAACCUCAAAAGCCUCCAUCCUCCACCCAGAGGCCUGCAGCCCCAACACAGCCCUCCACCCCUUCUGUGCACCCAGUCCUGGCCUCUGUUGGCCCUCUCCAGCCAGCCCAGACCUCCACCUCUGGGAAGGAGACUAUGGGUUCUGUGGAGAGUGAGGGGAUCUCCCUSUGGCAGGCCUACAACCUGACCGAGGGGGAUCCCCGUAAUACCCUGCAAGAGAGGAGGAGGGCCUCACUCAUCUCCGCCAGCUCUAUGUCUAGUCCCUCAGACUACGACACAGCUCCAGAUUUCAUAGAGCCUGUUGACAUCAUCCCCAAAGAUCCCUGCAGGGUAAAGGAAGCCAUUAAGUCAGAGGACCAGUUAUCCCAUAAGGAUAAAGAACAGAAAGUCACACCUCAACCACCAAAGAGACAUUUGAAGGUCAAAGCUACUGAUGCCAAGCUGAGGACUCUGUCCCUGAAACAACACACGCAUGCUGCUCUCACAGGUUCUGGCUCAGAGUCAGAUGGUGACGAGGACAGAAGAGAGACAUUUGAUAUCUAUGUGGCCAGAGCUAACUGCACCUCUCAACAAGGUGGCAACAAGGAGACCUUUGUGUUGAAGGAGGGCCAAUACGUGGAGGUCUUGGACUCUGUCCACCCUGAGAAGUGGCUGGUCCGUACCAAACCCUCCAAAAACAGCCCCUCACGCCAAGGAUGGGUCUCCCCUGCAUACCUGGAGAAGAAGAGAAAGGAGACAUUCCCACAAGUGAGGACACCACAACAGGAGAUGGAUGGAUCAGGUUCUACAGAGGAAGAGUARAGAAGAACAUUAAGCCAAUUGAUCCAGGGGCUGAUUGAUGGGGAGGAAGAGUUUGUGAAGGAGAUGAAGGACUUUACAUCCCACUACCUGCACCACUUAGACACCAGCCCUCAUGUCCCCAUCAACYUCAUCAACCAGAAAGAAACUAUCUUCCGCAAUAUCAAGGACAUCAUGGCUUUACACGAGAGGUCUAUUCUGCCCAGGCUGAGCGAGUGUUCUACUGAUGAUGACGUGGCCAUGCACCUGGUCAAACACGCAGAGGACUUUCAGAAGUAUCUGCAGUACAUGAUGGGCCAAACACAGGCAGAGGCCUGUGUCACUGACAAGUCCAUCCAGCAGUACUUCAAGCAAAACACGAGAACAGAGCCUGAGCACCACGAAACUGCAGUGCUGGAUGUCAUCACCUUCUUACAGAGACCAGCGGAGAGGAUUCAGACCUACCAGGCCUUGCUCAAGGAGCUGAUCAAGAACAAGGCUAAGUGUGGGAAAAGCUGCUGUCUGCUGGAGGAUGCAUUCUCCAUGGUGUCCUGUCUGCCCUGGCGUUCUGACAACCUGCACCAGGUGUCUCUGAUUGAGAACUACCCUGCCCCACUCACUGCACUGGGAGAACCCGUCCGCCAGGGUCCCUUCACUGUGUGGGAGGAGUCUCCUGAGAUCAAGACGUCCUCCCGGGGACACCAGAGGCAGGUGUUUCUUUUUAAGGACUGUGUCCUCCUCUGUAAGCUCAAGAGAGACCCCGGCAUGAACUCUGACACCUACGCCUUCAAGAACAAGAUGAAGCUGAAUGAUGUGGAGGUGAAGGAGAUGGUGGGGGGAGAUGAGAAGUCCUGGGAGCUGUGGCACGAGCACCGCGGCUCAGUGAGGAGGUACACACUGCAGGGUCAUUCCACUUUGCUCAAGCUGUCCUGGCUCAAAGACCUGAGAGAGCUGCAGCAACGCUCCAGCCUGACUGCUUCUAGUCCACCAGAGUUCAAAGUUCUCCUGUUUGACUGCACUACAAAGAUCGGGCAGACAAUCAAAUUGGCAUGCAAAGUCACAGGAACACCCAAACCAGUGGUCAGCUGGUUCAAAGACGGCCUGGUCCUAGAGGACGGCCCUCACCACAUCAUCACUGCAGACCGGACAGGAACCUGCUGUCUCAUCCUGGACGCAGUCACUCCCAAGGACUCUGGACAGUACGUGUGCUAUGCCUCCAGCCCCGUGGGUCAUGCUAGCACACUGGCCAAGAUGGUGGUGGACGCACCCCCCAGGUUCAUUACUAGGCUGCAGAGUGCAUGUCUGCUGGAGGGAGAGGAAGUCCAGUUAACCUGCUCCACGCACAGCACACCUCUACCCCAAGUCAGGUGGUUUAAGGAUGCCAGAGAGCUGACAGACCAGAGGAAGUACCACAUAGAGAGUGACGCCCGCAGUGGGAUCCUCACUCUCACCAUAAUGAACCCUGGAGAGACAGACCUGGGAUGGUAUGAGUGUGAGCUGUGGAACCAGUUGGGCAGUGCCAAGAGUAAAGCAGAGCUGUGCGCCGCCUUCACACAAGUGAUUGACAGUGAGCCUGACCAACCACAGGUCCUCUUGACCAAAGGUAGGAGAGUUCCACCCAAUCAAGGUAAAUUUCCACCUGGGAGUAAGGAAGCAGGUUUUGAGAAGAAGGCUGUCUACACUGUAAGACAUGGUUAUGAAGUAAUGAUUUUGGAUUCUAAGACUCUAAGAGAACCUAAGGGCAUCUGUCAGUCUGUGAGUGAUGUCAUUCUGCUUCCUCCAGACUCAGAUGGCUGGUCCACUGCCAUGGUGAAGCAAUGGCUGCAGACAGACUUCAGCCCCACAUCUAUCGUCAAAAUGCUCUUCCAGCCUGGAUAUGCUAAGCCAGCUGAGGGUGGCCCAGAGGAAAGGGACCCCACCGCCAGAGGCCACGUGGAGGUGCCACAGUUCCCCAAUGAUCUUGAGGAGAGACCCGAGGUUGAGGAGGAACUUUAUGUCCCUGAGACCAUACAGGAAAUGCCAGCAGCUCCUCCCUCCAUUCAGGUGCCGGCAGAGGACCUGUGUGUGGAGUCUGGCCAAUCAGCUACCUUCACCAUCAUCAUCACAGGAAGGCCAACCCCCGAGAUUCAGUGGUACAAGGAUGGAGAGGAGCUGUUGGCCAAUGAGAAUGUGGAGGUGGUCCAGAAUGGUGCCCGCUGCUCUCUGACUGUGCUGUACCCGGAGAGCGAGGACGGUGGCAUCUACACCUGCUGGGCCUAUAACGACUCCGGACACACAUCCUGUCAGGCUCAGCUCACAGUGGAGGAGGGUCCACUGGAGUCGCAGGAGAGGGAGGUGGAGCUUGGGAAGAGGAGGAAGCUGCUCUCUGUGUAUGACGUCCAUGAGGAGAUAGGGAGAGGCACAUAUGGGGUGGUGAAGCGGGUUACCCACAGGAGGACMGGCGAGGGCUUUGCCGCCAAGUUCCUGCCCCUGAGGAGCAGUACGAGGACCAGGGCCUUCCAGGAGAGAGACCUGCUCUCCCGGUUGGCCCACCCCAGGGUGUCCUGUCUGCUGGACUUCUUCUCUACACGCAGGACCCUGGUCCUGGUCACUGAAGCCUGCUCUUCUUAUGGUCUUCUUGAUCAUCUGCUGUUGAAGGGAUCGGUCAGUGAGAGAGAGGUGCAGAUGUACGUUCAGCAAAUCCUGGAGGGAGUUGGUCACAUCCACAGCAUGAAAAUUCUUCAUCUGGACAUCAAACCGGACAAUAUCCUGAUGGUGUUUCCACCCAGAGAGGAGAUCAAGAUCUGUGACUUUGGCUUCUGUCAAGAGAUGGACACUUCCAGACACCAGUACAGCCAGUUUGGCACUCCAGAGUUUGUAGCACCUGAGAUCAUACAUCAAGACCCUGUCACUAUAGCAAGUGACAUCUGGUCCAUUGGUGUUGUGGCGUAUUUAUGUCUGAUGUGCCGCUGUCCGUUCGUGGGGGAGACGGACCGGGCCACUCUGCUGAGGGUGGGGGAGGGGACACUGAACUGGGACGCACCUGACCUCACCUACAGGAGCACAGAGGCCCAGGACUUCCUCCGCACGGUCCUGCAGCCAGACCCAGAAAAGCGACCAACUGCAUUUGAGUGUCUGGGGCAUGAAUGGUUCCAGAGCAAGGAUGAAACUGAUGACAUCAACACAAGGGCUCUGAAAGUCUUUAUCUCAAGGAGGAAAUGGCAGCGUUCUCUGACCUGCCUGGGCUCGGUCCUCACCCUGAGGCCCAUCCCAGAGCUGCUCGAUGCCCCUCCUCGGGAGACCUCUGUCACAGCCCCGCGGGACCCCCACGAGCCCAGCAGCACCUCAAUGAGCAGCGGCUCCUCCUCGGAGUAUGACGAGGCCGACGCCUGGGACUUCUUCCACCACUGCACCACCACAGAGGAGGAUGAAGAUGAGGAGGAGGAAGACUUCGACCUCCUCAUGGAGAGAGCCAGGAUCCCUGAGCCCUUCGCCAAGCUUAAAUUGGACGAAGAGGAGGAGGAGGGGAUCAUGGAGGAAGAGGAGAUGGGAGGACAGAGAACCGUGCUAGAAAGGAGCAUAAGCAGGCAGUCCGUAUGGUCCUCGGACACCUCCAGGCAGCCAACCCCCCAGAGGGAGAGGAGGGUCAGCCGAGACAGCAGCCCAUCCUUGUACUUCUCCGAGGGGGAUGACAGCUCCAUGUCCGGGAGUGAAGGAGGGCGCAUCGCCAGGAGCAGCCUGAUCCACAGCACCUUCUACGACAGCUCCGCGCAGCUCUCSCCCAUGUCCGCCCGCCACAUGACCCUCAGGGACAAGUUCCAGGCCAAAAAGCAGGAGAGGGGCCGCAAGCCGCACCGCAGCAGCCUCUCUAGCCGCCUUAACGAGCCGCUCAUUGAGUACAUGGAGGACGAGGGAGAUACCAGUCACGGGCAAAGGCGAGGGUCUUUGCAGUCGUCCAUGCUCAAGUCUUGCUCCUUCGACAGCGGGGUCGGCCUCUCGCACAAUGCACCCCCGCACAGGAGGAGCAGGUCGUUGGACGACUACUCCCGACGCUCACCAGGAUCCGCCAAAUGCAGAGAAGAGGAAGAUGCUUUGAGUCUUAAGGAGGAUUUCACUGAUGAAGAGGAGGAUAAGAGCUUAGUCGUUGCCCCUCCCCAGAUCAAAGGUAGAAGAGGUUCAGUGGCAGUGGCUCCCGCAGUGCUUACAGCCAGGCUUCAGAAACUGGGUGCAAAAUUGCCCCAUGCUGGUCCAGAGAAGAGCCCUAGGCCAGAGCAGGGGAGACCAGGCGAGGAGGAAGGGGAGAACCUGGCUGGCUCGCAGGGCUCCCUGGCUGAGUCCUUCAUCCUCGAGCAUGGCUCUGAGGCCUCCAGCAGGCUGGGCUCCUGUGAGGAUAUGUCCCACGGCCGCCCUUUAGCCAAACAUAGAGGGAGAGCAGGGGAUGAGUAUGAUGACCAAGAGGAGCCCCUGAUCACCCCGUCCCCCUGCUCCCUGCUCCAGGGGUCUGAGGUUGAGGAUGAUGACCAGGAGCCCCAGCGCCGGAGAGGCCAACUUCAGAUCCCACCGAGAAGGACAACACACCCCAACCAGAACCCAACGGACAGAAAUAAGGGUCUGGUAGAGAGGAAGGUCCUGCCGGUGAAACCCAGCCCCAGUCUGUCCAUCAAGGCCCCAGAGAGGCCCCCAAGGGCCAGCGACACAAAGGCACGACUCCAGAGGCAUGCGUCCACACCGGCCCUCGAGGCCAAACCUCCCACGGGGAAGUCUCCUAGGAUGUCACCCAAAGUUGGGUUAAUGAAUCUGUUCCGCAGGCAGUCCUGGGCAGGGCAUUCCUACUCCCAAUUGGAGGGCGCGGAGCAGGGACCCACACUAGGGGAAUUGGAGCCCAAAACCCCCACCAUGUCACUAAAGAAAAAGAUGAGGGCAUCAGCCUCUAGCCUCACCAAGCUGUUCACUAAAUCGUCCAGCAAGGAGGACUUAACGAAGGGAGGGCCGAUUGUAAAGGGUUCAUUUCCUGUUCCGCCUGAGCAAGAGGCAAGCCCUGGCUUGGAGAGCCCAAAAAAUAAAUCCAAGUUCUUCUCCUUCAAAAUACCUAAAAUACCUGCAUUCAAAAAGAACAAAGAAAUGCCUAUCCGCCCCACCAGGCCUGAUGUGCACCAGUUGGAGGCAGGUGGAUUUCUGCUGGUAUGGAGACCAGUGCAGUCCAGCGACCCAGUUGUUUACGGUGUUCAGUACAGCACAGAUGGUGUGGAGUGGAAGCUCCUGUCGGAGGAGGUGACAGACAGUUGCUACGUGGUGAAGGACUUACCCAGAGGAGCAGGAUACGUGUUCAGGGUUGGCUGCAUCAUCAAGACAGGCACAGGACCUUUUAGUGACCCUUCUCCACCUGUUGUUAUGGCAACCCAUCCCGCAGAGACACACAUUCCCCUCAUCCAGACAGAGUCCCCAGGUUCAAAGGGCAGUAGGUCAGGAGGUCAACCUAGCCACAAGACCUACAGCUUCCUCUCGGAGAUCAACAGGGGCCGUUUCAGCGUGGUUACCCAGUGUCAGGACAGCCAGAGCCAGCAACUGUUUGCUGCUAAGAUCACCCCCUGCAGGCCAGAGAAUAGACAGCUGGUGCUCAGAGAGUACCAGCUGCUGAAGAGGCUCAACCACCCCCACCUGGUGCAGCUGCACACAGCGUACAUAACCCCCUACUACCUGGUGCUCAUCCAAGAGCUGUGUGCCGGCAGAGAGCUGCUCUACAACCUGGCUGAGAGAGACCUGUAUUCUGAGCUCCAUGUAGCAGAGUUGCUGGCUCAGAUCCUGAGUGCUGUGGACUACCUGCACGGCCGCCGCGUUGUCCACUUGGACCUCAAGUCAGACAACAUGCUGGUGACAGACUGCAACACGCUGAAAAUCGUAGACCUGGGCUCCGCUCAGUCCUUCACGCCCGGACAGACACUCAACAUAGAGCAUAUUCAGGGACAAGAGAAAGUUUACAUUGUCCUUCCUAAAGCUCCGGAAAUCCUUGACGGACAAGGAGUCGGACCUGAGACUGACAUCUGGGCUAUUGGGGUGUUAGCUUUUAUAAUGUUGAGUGCAGAUAGCCCGUUCCAUUCAGACCUCAACUGGGAGAGGGACAGAAACAUCCGGAAGGGGAAGAUCCAGUUUGGCCGAUGCUACCCUGGCCUGUCAGAGGCAGCAAUCAGCUUCAUGAAGAACACACUGAGCAACAAGGCCUGGGCCAGACCCUCAGCGGCUGAGUGCCUCCAGAUCCCGUGGGUACGGGGUGAGCGGGCCCCCUCCAAACACAGAGACUCCAUCUUGUGUUUCUCCCCCGACAAGCUGCAGGCCUUCCUCAAGGAGAGACAGGUGAAACGAGACCAGGUCCGCACCAAGCUGCAAGGCCCGUUCUUCCAUUGAUCUGCUCUUCCAGUAGACUGUUAUGAAAUACAUGAACUGGACUUGGAUGUCUCUUCAUAGCCCAGAUCCUGGUCACAAAUAUGUGAUGUCUUACAAAUGUUGACCUAAAAUGGMGACUGGUCAAAUGUGUAUGUAUUAAUGGCUGUCUAAAGUUUUAAGUGUUUGUCUGAAUGAGUUUGGCUUUGGUUGAAUUACAGCUUCAUGAUAUCAGGGAAAUGUUUAGUUAGAUGAUUUAUGCAAAUACAGUUGCACGAGUUUGAAAACGUGAAAUCAUUGUUCCUUUGAGUUUGCGGCAUUGGACAUUACAAAAGUUAAUAUUUCAUGAGCUAGAUUUGUAGAUUUUGUGAUUUAUUAGCCAAAGAGACAGAUCAGAGCCCAAAGCAUAGCAAGGGUCCCUACCAGCAUAAAGCUUUGUCUCACAAAGAGAGGAAUGUUGAAAUCCCUAUCGGUAGAUACAUAUAGACAGAUAUUUAAAUAUACACUGUAUAGAUAUUUAGGAGUGAAAUAUUUACACUAUUGCAAUGUUUUACAUGUUUUCAAUUGUCUUGUUAUAUUGUAUAAAUGGAGAAUAAGAUCAUGAGUAAAUUAAGCAUUUUUGAUGAUCGUUUGAUUUCAUUGAGUAUUCCUGUACCUUGUGACAGGUGAUGUAUGCACUGAAAGACAAAUUAAACAGUGGUAAGUGCUUUUUA